UUGAAAUUUAAUAAAUUUUUAUCAAUGCACUUUCUUUUACCUCUUAAACUUUUCUCGAUCAAAAAAAAAGAAUUAUCCAUUUUUUUACCCAAAAACUUUACUUUUUCGUUUAACCUAGCAAAACAUACAGCCGCCACUGUAAUUCAAGCACGCCGCCGGUUGCACCACCGUGACGGCAUCACCACCGGCCAUGAUUAACCACCUAGGUACGUGCGUAACCACAUGAAUGAUUGCUUUGUACUGUCACGUGUAGCCAAUCCAUGCAAGUGUACCAACAAUGCGCCCUUGCCGUAGAUUCGUUCUUCGUUUCUUCCCUAUUCUAAACCAAUUUCGUUCAGUAUCUUCUUCACCGCAAGAACUUGAACAUGCUCUUAGAGCUAUAGUAGAAUCCAAAAACUAUGUUAAAAUUCCUGAUUUCAUUACCACUGAAUUCUCACAAUCCCAGUCCCAAAUUUCAAACCCUUUCUCCUUUUUAUCUUCUUUUCCGCAUAAUUUACAAGUGCAAAUGGUUGAUGAAAUGUUGCAGUCUUUUAUUCCUAUCAGACCACGCUAUAAACCCAAGCUAGCUUACUCUUACCUUUUGUCUUACAUUCUCCAAAAUUCUCAGCCAUUCAACUUCCCUCUUGCACUUGCUGUUCUGCAACGAACUCUGCGUUCUGGUUGCUUACCAGUUCCUCAGACUCAUGUUCUCCUCUCGUCUGCUUGGCUUGACCGGCGGCGAUGUCGGUUGCAAUCUGUAGCGAAUGUUUUACUUGAGAUGCAAUCAAUUGGAUAUUAUCCAGACUGUGGUACUUGUGGCUAUAUAGUUUCAUCUCUUUGUGCUGUUGAUCAAUUAGCGGAGGCGGUUAAUGUUGUGAAGGGUAUGAGUGGAGCAGGAUGUAUUCCUGAUUCGAAUAGUUUUGGGGUUGUGAUUAGUGCAAUGUGUAGAGUUAGAAGGACAGUUGAUGGUCAGGAUUUAAUGAAGGAAAUGGUGGUGGAAUAUGGGUUGACACCGGAUCAUGGAACGGUGGUGAAAUUGUUGGCUGCUUUACGGGCGAACAAAGAGAUAUGGAGAGCGGUUGAGGUGAUUGAGUUUCUGGAGAAGGAAGGAAAUGAUGUGGGAUUUGAGAGUUAUGAGUUGGUGAUUGAAGGUUGUUUGGAGGGACGUGAAUAUGUUUUGGCUGGGAAGGUUGCGAUGUGGAUGACUGAACGAGGUUUUAUACCGUAUAUUAAGGUGAGGCAGAAGAUAAUUGAUGGGUUGGCGAGCAUCGAUGAGUGGAAGAUAGCUUGUGCUGUGAGACAGAGAUUUGCGAAACUUAAGUCUUAGCUGUUAAAUUAUUUACAGCGAGCAGGGUUCGGUUUUUAAGCUGAACAAUUGCAAAGACACGUACUUUCUGUGUUAUGGUGUCAUUGUUUUUUUCUCAAUGGCGAAUGCUGAGAUAGAGGACUGCAGCUCUAGGAUCGUAGAUUUGCAAAUCAUUUGGAGGUCAAUUUUCCUAGCAUGCUGUUUAAAUCUUGACAGGGUAGGUAGCAUCCAUGGCAAUGCCACAAGUUCCAUCUUUAUCCUUAAUAUCACGCUUCAUCCUAACAUAACCCGAUUCACCCCAGUCGUUUGCCCAUGAAUUCUUCACAAUCCAAUACUUUUCACCAUUUUCUUCUCCAUACCCAACUAUAGUCAUGGCAUGAUUGAGGUUCUUUCCACAACUUCCUGAGAAGACACCUUUUGAAUAAAAUUGAAAUGCAUAGCCCCCGGCAUCGGUUGCAACAGAAACAGGCUGAUGGGAAACUGCAGCUUUUAGCAUUUUCUCGUUACGAGCAGGGCUUGAACUUGCAGUUAUCCAUAGAUUGCACGCGAAGACAAGAUUAAGGAUAACAAUGCUUAAUAUUAUAGUUGUUUUCAUCUCUAGUUUUUAGUGCAUAUAGUGAUUGAUAGCAUUAGCAUGAAUUGAUAUAUUUAUUAUCAUAAACAAUAUACAUUAGUUCUUAAUGUCUUGUUUAUUUUAUUUAUUUAUGCAUGCAUUACGAUGCAUGUUAAUUUCUGUUGUUUAAGAGACGUUUCAUUUGCAUAUUUAUGUACAUUUAUCUCCAUGUGUUUGGUGCUCGAGAGUUUUAACAAGACAAGAAUUGUGUA
Molecule: messenger RNA, 2110 nt
Organism: Lathyrus oleraceus (garden pea)
Lineage: Eukaryota; Viridiplantae; Streptophyta; Magnoliopsida; Fabales; Fabaceae
Product: pentatricopeptide repeat-containing protein At1g06270
Exons: 3
Coding region: 278-1306 (342 amino acids)
Molecular function (GO): mRNA binding; protein binding
Source: RefSeq, a predicted model, not a curated record